This is a messenger RNA of Acanthosepion pharaonis, 936 nucleotides long. Lineage: Eukaryota; Metazoa; Mollusca; Cephalopoda; Sepiida; Sepiidae. The record is from the annotation of a GenBank genome assembly.
AUGGCCAACUCAGAGGCUGGUUGUUCACAUUACGGUAGAAAUUGUUCUUUGGUGGCCCCAUGCUGUGAUAAAGUGUAUGUAUGUAGGGUAUGCCAUGAUGAAGCCGAAGAGCAUAGUUUGGUGCGAUCUGAUGUCUCUGAGGUGGUUUGUGAACAAUGCCAAACAAGGCAACCUGUCAACAGCCACUGUAUAAAUUGCAAAAUAGAAUUUGCCAAAUAUUUCUGCAGCAAAUGUCGCCUCUAUGAUAAUGUUGACAAGCAGCAGUUUCAUUGUGAUGCGUGCGGAUUGUGUCGAAUUGGUGGCCGAGAAAAUUUCUUCCAUUGUGAAAAAUGUGAUGUGUGCCUUUCAAUAACCAUGAAAGAUUCUCACGAGUGUUUGGAAAAGAUUUCGCACAAACAAUGUCCUGUUUGUCUCCUCAAUUUGCACACUUCACGUCAACCAUCGCAGAUUCCAAAAUGCCGGCACAUGAUACAUGUUGAAUGUUUUGAAAAUCUCCUUCAUGCAGGGCAUUAUGCUUGUCCUGUUUGUGGUAAGUCGAUGGUAAACAUGAACAACAUUUGGAAGAUGAGAGAUGAGGAGGUUAUGCAGACAGAAAUGCCAGACGAAUACAAAAACGUUACUACAAAGAUCCUGUGUCGAGAUUGUCACAAGGAGAAUGUGGUGCCUCUGCAUUUUCUAGGAAUGAAAUGUCCCGAUUGUGGCUCGUAUAACACAUGUCGGGUCAUAUCACUUGGCUGGAUCAUGUUUGCUAUUACUGACUGCCUCCAAAUUGCUAGCAAAUUUCUGUUCACAAUUGCUGCUCAGAACCUGGCACUUUUUUUUUUUUUUUUUCUUCUGUAUACCACUCUCUCAAUUGCACUUGCUCGUUUCACUCUUUAUAGAUGGUCUUUCAUAUGCGACCAGCUCCUAAAGUCUAUGCUUCCUACGCUACCUUAA